Rubroshorea leprosula is the source of this 739-nucleotide messenger RNA. The record is from the annotation of a GenBank genome assembly. Lineage: Eukaryota; Viridiplantae; Streptophyta; Magnoliopsida; Malvales; Dipterocarpaceae.
AGUAAGUGCAAAUCCAAGAAGAAAUCAAUUAGCAUCAUUUAGAGUAUACCUUAAUAUCAAUGAUUUUACAUAUCCCAAAAUGGAAGAAAAAAACAAAAAAGGAGGGGGUGAUUUCACAACCAACGGCUGUUUAUGACAACCUAAAACAAACACUACGCGUCUUUAAACCCUCGUCUUAUCCAACCCUUGUAUGUUCUUUAAAAAAAGGGGGAGUGGGACCAAUCUUCGCCACAACAAUCUCAAUUAGCAAUCAUACUGUGUCAAAUUUUUUUCCUAAAUGACAGCCGAAGAAGGGUUGAAACAAAAUAUUCUAACCAAAUACAAACCAUGGCCAGCAAAUUUGGGAGGCUAAUCCUGUCCAGCAGGAACCACAAAAUAGAAACCCUCAAUGACUCUUCAACAAAGCUUCAUUCGCAGCAUUAGAGAUGAAAACUACAACUGAGUAGCCGAAUCUCUGUCAGCUUGUUUAGAUCAUAGUUACUGUUCACAAUCUGACAGUUGUAUCUUAAUCAGCUAGUUGAGAUGAUAUCGGAGAUAACAAGGAUCUGCAGCUAUGGUCGUCCCAAUAUUUGCACAGCUCUCAAAGCUAACGCAGCAUUUAUUAACAACCCACUGUCUAUGAACAACACCCGCGCCAUAGAGAUGAUGUGCACCCAGACAUACUUGGACCAAACAGUAAACAUCCCACUCUCCCCCCAAAAAGGGUAAAAAAAUUCAUAAAUACAACAGAAAAGUGUCA